GUUGCUUUUGCCGAGUGAAGUGGUCGUUUAGUCGAGCACGAAAUGUAAUCUCGGCGUAGGUAAAAAGGCAAAGCGAUGAUUGGUCAAGGGGCAAGUUUAACGCACAACAGUGUCAAAUUAGCUGGAGAAGAGGCAAAAGAUAAGAUGUACGAACCAAAACAAAAUAAAAAACUUGUUCGCGUCCUCACCGUCAUCGUGUAUGUAUUUUCCGUCUCACUUGCGGCUAUAAUUUUGUCCUUAUACUACGUCUUCUUCUGGACUCCUCAAAAACCACAAGGGCAGCAUUCUCUGCCACCCACUGGAUGUAUAGAUGACGUUUCUAGAGAAACACCGAAAGUAUUACCACAAAGAGAAGAUACAACACCAUCGUUUUUUUCAACAGUGGAUAUACAAGGUCCUCCUACAUUACAAGCAUUUACAUAAACUUGUAUUUUUUGCACACAAAAUAAUUUAUUAUAAUUUUUUUUAAUGAUUCAGAGAUUAAAAUGUCAGUUACU
This is a messenger RNA of Nezara viridula (southern green stink bug), 497 nucleotides long. NCBI's taxonomy places the organism in Eukaryota, Metazoa, Arthropoda, Insecta, Hemiptera, Pentatomidae. The record is from the annotation of a GenBank genome assembly.